AUGUCCCUGAAUACCAAGAAGGCGCAGUGUGGCAGUGUUGUGGAGUUUGAAAGCGACGACACUAAAGAAGAAUGGGCAAAAAAGACAUGGAGUGUAACAGGAUCAGCUUUGAUCUACCUCAAGGGCCCAAAGUUUCCAAUUUACGUCAGUGGUGCAUUGUCCAUGUGGGGCGACCGCAUGUGGCACUUUGCAAUUUCUGUGUUCCUUAUUGAGCUUUAUGGGCAUAACCUGCUUCUGACUGCUAUAUUCGGUCUAGUGGUAGCAGGUUCUGUGCUGCUGUUUGGGGCUUUGAUUGGUGACUGGGUUGAUAGAAAUCCAAGAAACAAAGUUGCACAUGCAUCCUUGUUCAUUCAGAACAUAUCCGUCACUGUCUGCAGCAUUGUGCUGAUGUUGGUGUUUUCUUACAAACAGUGGAUUGAACACAUUUGGGAUGGCUGGUUAACUGUGGUUUGUUAUACGGUGGUGAUCAUCCUGGCAGAUGUGGCGAACCUUGCGAGCACGGCCCUGACCAUCGCCAUUCAGAGGGACUGGAUCGUCGUCAUCACAGGGUACAACAGAGGACACCUUGCGGAGAUGAACGCCACCAUGAGGAGAAUCGAUCAGGUGACGAACAUCCUGGCUCCUCUGGCAGUGGGUCAGGUGAUGACCUUGGCCUCCAAUGUGGUUGGUUGUGGUUUCAUACUUGGCUGGAACCUGGUCUCUUUGAUGGUGGAGUUUUUUUUCCUCUCGAGAGUCUAUAAAAUAGUUCCAGCCUUGUCUACGAAACCAAAGCCCAAAGAGUGUGAAGAUCAGCUUCAGUGUCUGGAGAGGCAGAUAGAAAUGAUGAACCUACAAGGUGAUCUCCGGGUUGCCGAGGUACCUGAAUUUACAGAAGAGAACUGCCACAUCAGCUUGCAUCUCAAAGAAAUCACAAGUCUUCCAUUGUGCCUGAGAAAGCUUAAAUGGCUGCUAAGCACCUGCAAAGAUGGCUGGAAGGCUUAUUACAGGCAAUCUGUGUUCCUGGCUGGCAUGGGCUUAGCCUUUCUCUACACCACGGUCUUGGGGUUUGACUGUAUAACGACUGGGUACGCCUACACUCAGGGGAUCAGCGGGUCUCUGCUCAGCCUGCUCAUGGGGGUCUCAGCUGUGACUGGACUCAUGGGCACCAUCAUGUUCACCAAGCUGAGAAGAGUCUAUGGCUUGAUGACCACAGGGAUCAUAUCGAGCUGCCUUCACCUGGCAUGCCUGAUGCUUUGUGUGUCUUCUGUCUUUGCACCUGGCAGCCCCUUGCACCUCAACAUGUUGUCCCCCUUUCCGGAUUCCAAUUCCUCUGCUAAUGAGGGUAAUUCAGGGCAGAAGGAGCUGCAUGCAUUCAGUCUCCGAGGCAGUGUCAACCAGCCCCUGUUACCAGACCGCUCCUCCAUACACUGGACCAACAACACUGUGCUGUUUGAGCACGUGCCCUCGGGAAAUGCCCCAGACUCCUACAUCUCCAUUAUACUGCUCUUCCUGGGGGUCAUUACUGCAAGAAUCGGCCUGUGGUCCUUUGAUCUGACUGUCACCCAGCUUCUACAGGAGACCAUACCCGAGUCAGAGCGGGGGGUGGUGAACGGGGUCCAGAGCUCCAUGAACUACCUGAUGGACCUCAUGCACUUCAUCAUGGUGAUAUCCGCGCCCCAGCCCCAGCACUUUGGAAUCCUGGUCAUCAUAUCUGUCUUGUUCGUCACAGCUGGGCACACCAUGUACUUCCUCUAUGUUAGAGAAGCUAAAAGAAAACGCAGGCCUAAGACGUAAAGCAGGCAAACAACAGCAAAAAAUACAUCAAUCCCAGGCCUGUGAAAUGAAUGUCUCUUUCAGUAAUGCCGGUGUUCAUAUUGCCAUGACACAAUGCAAUAAAAUCUCAGCCAUUCAUUUUCAUUCUCACACCACAGGUAUCCAUCAAGAGAAUACGCUCUAAUGCAUUAUCGGGAGCAGCCAACAAACCUGUCUGUCAACAGAGACAUAAAGUGGUGAGUCAGACAGAUUGUGCAAGUACAGUCGGCUCUGAAAUACAGCAUACACUGAUACCAUACACAGGAAACACAAGUAGUUAGAGGAUGAUUUUAGCCAUCCAUUACACCAUGCAAAGCUUUGAGGGCUAAUUCAGCAGCUAGAAGCUAGAUCAGCAAGCUCUAUUCCAUCCCAAAUCACUGUAAGUCUGCAAGCAAUGAGAGGAUACAUUAGUAAUGUUUUUGUUUUGUUCAUGACAGAACAAUGGGCUUAAAAUGAAGGGCACCAGUUUGCCUUGGUGAGUAGGUUAGUAGGAGUAAGUGUUUUGCAAGCUUAAUGGGGAAAAAAAAAACCCAAACAAGCUUUACUGAAUUCAACAAUUUAAUUUGCUUUUUAAGGUGCUUUAGAAAAUAUGAAAAGCUUUGUCCUUCGAUUAGAAACUAUGAGUAUGGAACAGAGUUACAGUAUAUAAGUAGAAGUUAUAAUUAGCAAGCAGGGCUGUAAGCAUCAAGGCACGAUUCUGAUUUAAAUUCCCUUGGCUGUGCCCCGCUUACACUCUCAAAUGUACAACUAACCACAUCAGCAUGAACUGAUAACCCACAGAUCGAUCAAUUUCAACAUUUUGUAGACCAUACAGCACUACCCAUAUACUGUAAAGUACAUCAAGACUUUAAGUCUCACCUCAAACCUAUAAAAGUAUUCACUGGUAAUAAACCCAUUGUCACACAUCAGGAUGUGCACUUCAGAUUCAAUAGAUUCAGUGUUACAUAGAGGGCAGGUAUAAAAUUGGGUUGGUUCUGCCUUUAGCAGCUUUGCCCAAUACCAAGUAUAGUAUGUUAUGAUUUUGUCAACAGUAGUGUAUAAAAACUGUAGGUGUUAUCUUAGAAAGUUAAAUGUCAGUAAAUUACAUUUAGUGACAGGAGUUUGUAUAUACGUGAUUAUCAAUCUGGUACAUGUCAUUUGUACAGGCUGGUUAUAAUGCGAAUUGGGGGCUAAACACCAUGGUGGAGAAAUAGUACAGUACAUCCCUAAUUUACAAAGAUAAAUCAUGCAACCUGUUGUCCAGCCUGGACACUGUGACAAUGAGGAGCACCAGGGCUGGCUCCAGAAAUAAUUCCUAGGGGCGUGUGGCAGUCUGGCUCGCAGUGGUGAGGUGGAUGACGUCACGGACCAGGAAGUAACUGACACCAAAACAAGGGAUGGGCGGGUGAAGCUGAGUGCAGUAGCACUCAGCGUAUUUAUUAACAAACAAAAUAUUUAAACAAAACACAAAACAAAAGGGCACGAGGGCCAAACGAAUAAACAAACAAACAAGUAAGUGUCGUGCUGGACAAUCCAGCACGUUUUAGCAAUUGUUUUUCGAAUGUUGCUCGCUCUCUCCGCUCCCCAUACUCUCCUCUGUACACCCAACCCCAAGUGCAGAGAGUUGCAGGUUUAUAUACUCUGGCCGAGGGAUUAACUAGUAGUUAAUUAUCUUAUUAUCCCUCGGCCAGAGUCUGCACGCGUUUGGUAAGGAUGCAUGACUGUCAGCUAGUUAAAUAAUCAGUAGCUGAUCAGCCAUGCAUCCUCACGGGGUUUUUAAAUAUAAUAAUAAAAGACGCGGCGCUUUUACCCGCGCCGCAAACAAAAAUACAAAUAAUAAUACAUAGAGGCGGGACACUCCGCCACACAUGCCCCCCCUUGUGCGCAGCACACAUGGCCUUUUCGGCCACCUCCCCCCUUAGUCCCCAAGUCCCGGUUAGCAGUCCCGGCGCAGGAACAGGGGCAGCAACGGACCAAAGGUGGCGGCCACGGUGGGAUGUCCUCCUCCAACCCAAACAGCCGUAGCGUUCCAAAGGCCCGCGCACCGGCCGGCUCCUCUGGCCAAAAUAUUUUUGGGGGUGGUCUCCAGACCUGCCCCCCCUUCUUCAUGGCCGGCCGCUCCCCUCCGUGGGGCUCCGGCCACCCUUUCUCCUGCAGCGAAAUUGCUGCGGGGGAAGCUGGUCUCCUGACCUCCCCCCCCUUCUUCAU
This is a messenger RNA of Acipenser ruthenus (sterlet), 3978 nucleotides long. Its product is annotated as solute carrier family 40 member 1. The record is from RefSeq and is a predicted model, not a curated record. The transcript has 8 exons. Gene Ontology annotation, biological process: iron ion transmembrane transport. Gene Ontology annotation, cellular component: membrane. NCBI's taxonomy places the organism in Eukaryota, Metazoa, Chordata, Actinopteri, Acipenseriformes, Acipenseridae. The coding region runs from base 1 to 1773 and encodes 590 amino acids. Gene Ontology annotation, molecular function: iron ion transmembrane transporter activity.